This is a messenger RNA of Octopus sinensis (East Asian common octopus), 4351 nucleotides long. RefSeq names its product spatacsin. The record is from RefSeq and is a predicted model, not a curated record. Gene Ontology annotation, cellular component: cytoplasm; synapse; dendrite. NCBI's taxonomy places the organism in Eukaryota, Metazoa, Mollusca, Cephalopoda, Octopoda, Octopodidae. The transcript is spliced from 22 exons. The coding region runs from base 34 to 4287 and encodes 1417 amino acids. Gene Ontology annotation, biological process: synaptic vesicle transport; chemical synaptic transmission; axo-dendritic transport.
GCUCCCUGCCAGUAGUCAUGUGACAUAGCCAAGAUGGCAGACGAUGGAGAAAGCGAUGCCGACUUUUUGGAAUACAAACUCUGCGCUUUCCAAGAUGAGUUGUCUCUGGAUGGAAUUAAAAACAUUCUGCUAUGUCCUCGCUACCACAUCCUUGUCAUUCUGUAUGACGAUGGCAAUUUACAUGUUGUCCGGGCAUCGGAGACCCGACAACGACUGAAAGCUGUCCCCAACGUCAGAUCAAUUCAUUAUGACAGCAAUGAACAUCAUGAAACUACAUUGUGUAUGCACCACAUAGAUGGUAAAUUGUCAGCUUUCUCCUUGGAGGAUGAUCUGAGAUAUCUUUUUACUUGUGAGGAAUCUGUAUUGGCUCUGGUGUUAUGUAAAGAAGGUCUUGAACUAUUUAAAUCUACUGCACCUUAUUUACUUGGUUAUGCACACUCUUCAGUUAUUUUACUUACCAAGAAAAGGCCAACUAAUUGCCAAGCUAGUUCUGAUGUCAUCACUACUACUACUACUCUUACCAUAGCUUGUGUGUAUUUUACCAGUGAAGCAUCACAGAAACCCUGCUGUCAGUACACUAUUGUAUUAUCAGACCAAUUUGAAGAGGAUCAUAUUGUGCCAUCUGUUCAACUUUAUGAGUCAACUAUAUCUGUUCUAGACUGGCCACAACACACACUUUAUCUAUAUGAUAGCAGUGAUGGAGUAUGUUACCUUCAGGUUGAUCUUUGCUCUGUUGUUCAUCUCUGUAGCAGUAUGCCCCGGUUUUGGUGUAUGUCAAAUGAUGUUGCACAUCUCUUCCUUAUCACUGAAAUAAACUCUGCCAUCUGCCUCUCUUUGAAGGAUUUAUACACUUUAUGUCCAGCAGACUGCAAAUUCUUUUUUCCAUCGGAUAACCUUUCACAAGACAGAGAAUACAAAAAGUGGAUACGCAUUCAUAAAUAUGGUUAUUGUUUGCCAGUGAUCCAAAGAGGCCAGUUUUCUAAUGUAUCGUGUCUUGGAAAAGUUGUUAAAAGAAGAGUAUCUGGAUUGAAAAAAUGUCUUUCAUCAGUAACUCUGGAUGACAAAAUUAAAGUAGUACAGCUUCCAGAAUUCCUAGAGCAACAUAGUGUCAAAGAGAUUGCUUUGUCAACAACAUUAGCAAAAGUGCUGUUCUCCAAGAGAGAUAACAUAGAUCUUUCAAUUCUGUGGCUCUGUGACUUUACAACAGGCAAUGUCAAGUUAAAACGUUUUAAAAAAGAGACUGGUCUCCUUGUACUGGGUAUGGAAAAAUGUCACCCACCUCUUAUCCUAAAAGAAACUGGAAUAUUUGCAAUAGUUGAUGAGCUUCACCAAGAGGAAUUUGUGGAUAAGGUUAUGACUUAUGGUGGAGCUCGUUUCACUGAUGAACUGUGCCAGAUGAAUCAUUGGGGGCGUUGCUCAUUACCCCUACGGGCUCUGGAACUUGGCUUAAAAUAUCGACAGAUUGACACUGUCACCAUAUUCCUGCAGACUAGACAGAAUUUAUUCUCACAUGAGAAAAAACCUGAUGGAAAUGAACAGAAAAAUGGUAAUGUAAAUAGCUGCUUGCCCAAACUACAGGCAUUAGAACCAGCUUACCAACUGUUAUUGCAAAGUAUUGAAGAUAACAUGGCUGAACAACAGUCUUUGUUCUUUGCACAACAACUACUUGGUAUAAUGUUAAAUCAUUUAUAUUCUGUGCUAAAUGAUAUCCUUGCAUUCAAGAAUUCUUUACUAGACAAUAUUGCACUUGAAGUCUUGCAAGAAACAGAGUCAAUGACCCAAACAGUUCUACAGUAUAUUGCUAAAGUACGCACAUAUAUGAAUGCUUUUGGUUUGAAGAAACGGAAUUCUCUGACAGAUGAUACUAAAACAGGAAUCUGCAAUUCAAUAGAGAGCAGCACAGCUGAGUACAAUGAAUGGUCAGAAAUGGAUGUGACGGAUGCCAUUGAAGAUAGCAUUAGAAAAAAUACUGUCCCUAUUGUCCAAUACUACCUUCUCCAACAGAACUCUCCAGAAUUAGCCAGCCUUUCUGAAGUUACUCGUUUAGGUUUACUUCAAGGAAUUAAAUAUUUGAUGAAUGCUAAGUUUGAUGAAGCAUCACUACUCAUAUCAAAUCUUGGUUAUAAACCUGUAGAAAAAUAUUGGGAAUUUGCCCUUUACACAAAUGAUUGCUUGUUAAGAGACUGUAUUCUUAAUUAUUUCACGGAAACAACUGAAGAACAGCAGAAAUUAAUUACUUUCUUCCAUUUAUUACAACAAACUUAUCCUUGUAUCUCAUAUGAAAAGGCUAAAGAAAAUAUUUUACCAUUAAAUGGCUGGAAAGUUGUGGACCCGAUUGCUGCUUGCAUGAGUAUUGCACCAUCAUGUGUUAAUAUGAAAGCAUCCUGUGGAGAAGUGAGCAUUAACAAACCUGAGGAAUCUUUGUCUACUAUAACCUCUCCAUACAGUGAUGUACAACUUGAUUGGCUUUUGUCUUGGUCAUAUGAUACCAGACAUUUGGUUAUUCUUGAUGGCAAUAUGACCAGUCAAGCAGCUGCUCCUGUCCAGAAUGUUCCUCCCAGUGUCAUGUGGGAAUACUUAGUCAGCCACAACCGGAUUGAUGCUGCAUUAAAUUGGUUAUUUGAACAUAUCAGUUCGAAAAAGGAAUUAGUAACACCACCUGAUGAUAUUUCUUAUCAACAAAUUUUUCAUAUUGUAAAGACUCAUGGAACAAACUAUCUCCAGGAAUUGGUUCAAACUUUACUAGCAGCAAAUGGAAUUCUGGAUCCUUCAUUAUUGACUCGCAAUUUUGCAAUGUUCCUUCAUUUGUUGAACCACUUAAAAGGUGUUUUAAAACUUCCUUCUCCAAUAACUGAAGUGAAAACAUGUUCUAUAGAAUUACGCCAAUUCCACCAAGAUAUGAUUGCUUAUUGUACCAAGAACAACUUUGGUUAUCUGCUGUGGAAAUAUUGCCAGAUUCAUAAGAUUAGCCCCAAGCAAUUAUCCUUGCAAUACUUUGAGAGUAAUGAAGACAUGUGGAUGAAGAUGUUUAACAGCUUUUAUGCUUUAUCUAUAAACCCUUAUGACACCAGCCCCAUCUAUGAAGCUAGCUUGUCCAAUGCUGCAGUUGUUUGGAACUUGAAAGAACCAUCCGUUACUGACCUCAUUCGAGAAGGUCAUGUUUUGGCUGCCUUAGCAACUAUUCUCUAUGGCAAUGACCUAUUAACCUCAAUGACUGCCAGUUCCACUGUUCCUGAUAUAUUCCAAGGAAUCGACAUGAAUCUUCUUGAAGAUAGCCUGCUUCACUACCCUCGGCUACAUGAUGCUUUAUUUCCAACUUCAGUGAAGAAAGUUUGCCAAUAUGAUAUCACAGUUUACCAGUUAAUGAAAGGAAACACCCCAUUUGAUCCUGCCUGGUUGUAUGGAUGGCAGAAUACAAAUACAUCAGUGGUUGAAGAAAAUUUGAAAGUGAUGCCUCACUUCUCUUUACCUGAGCUUGUUUCUAAAUAUGCUCAACAUGAAGACAUUGACUUUACAUAUUAUCUGCGGCAAGGAAGACCUACAUUUGCUUUCUGCUCUUUCUUAACUGAUGAAUUCAACCAUGGCACUGUUAUCGCUCAACAUAGAGUGCAAUAUGCUUGUCAGAUUUCCACCAAACUGGCUGUUAAGUAUUUCAGUCAAAGCCAAGUAUCCGCAUCAUGUGCAGCUUUUGUAGAAAUGCUUGGAGUUGAUAGCAUUUUGCUUCGUUUGUUGGUGAACAUUGGUAAUAAGAUUGUUGCUUAUAGAAUGAACAAGCUGAAGUCUUGGGGAGGCUCUGUUCAAUGGAGAAAGGAUUAUAACCAGCAAUUUGAGCAAGAAACAGGUCAGUUGUUAAUGGGCUGCCUUAAACGAAAACGGAAUUCAGCCUCAGAGCUGCUCAAUACUUUAGAAGAUGCUACUGAGUAUGACAUUGAAAAGGAAGAAGUUUCACCUUUUGGUUUCGAAGCCGGUCAUUUAUGGACACAAUCUAUUCUAUUGUGUUAUCAUCUUCAUCUGCCUUACUCUACUAGAUUUCUUGAGAAUUGUGCCAAAACCAAUAACUGGUUACCAUUCCUUUGGUUUGCACAGCUGCACCAAUAUCCCAAAGAUCAGCUUUUACAGUUAGUUCCAUGGUUUCCUAGUCCUCAUCUUCGAGAUCACAUAUUCUACAUUGUAAAUAAUGCUCAAAACAAUCUUUUCACUGAGACUGAAGAGACAACUACCAAAACUGACUCGGAUAUGAAAAAACCUGCUACAAAAGCAUUUCGUUAUGGUUUUUAUAGCAAAUAGGAGUAGCUUCUGACACAGGGCAAAGUAGUUCUGAUGAAGAUGAUGCUUUAAUAAUCAAUUCAAA